Messenger RNA from Vicugna pacos (alpaca), 5555 nucleotides. The record is from RefSeq and is a predicted model, not a curated record. NCBI's taxonomy places the organism in Eukaryota, Metazoa, Chordata, Mammalia, Artiodactyla, Camelidae.
GAGUAGCAGUUGUGAACCGUGUAUUCAGUGUAGAUUAGAGUUACGUGUGAAUUGGUAAAAAGCCACUAUGGAGACUAAGGACCAGAAGAAACACAGAAAGAAAAACAGUGGGCCCAAAGCUGAAAAGAAGAAGAAACGGCAUUUGCAGGAUCUCCAACUUGGAGAUGAGGAAGAUGCCAGGAAGCGAAACCCCAAAGCUUUUGCAGUCCAGUCUGCUGUGCGAAUGGCUAGAUCCUUUCACAGAACUCAGGAUUUGAAGACAAAAAAGCAUCACAUUCCAGUGGUUGAUCGAACUCCACUGGAGCCCCCACCAAUAGUGGUGGUGGUGAUGGGGCCUCCAAAAGUUGGAAAGAGCACUUUGAUCCAGUGCCUCAUUCGGAACUUCACCAGGCAGAAGCUGACUGAGAUCCGGGGCCCUGUAACAAUCGUGUCAGGUAAAAAGCGCAGACUCACCAUUAUUGAAUGUGGGUGUGACAUUAACAUGAUGAUUGAUCUGGCUAAAGUAGCAGAUCUGGUUCUGAUGCUUAUAGAUGCCAGCUUUGGGUUUGAAAUGGAAACAUUUGAGUUUCUAAACAUCUGUCAAGUACAUGGCUUUCCUAAAAUUAUGGGCAUUCUCACUCACCUAGACUCCUUCAAGCAUAAUAAGCAACUGAAGAAGACAAAGAAGAGAUUAAAACACAGGUUCUGGACAGAAGUCUACCCGGGUGCCAAGCUGUUCUACCUUUCUGGAAUGGUGCAUGGAGAAUAUCAAAACCAAGAAAUUCAUAAUCUGGGCCGUUUUAUUACAGUUAUGAAGUUUAGGCCUCUUACAUGGCAAACGUCUCACCCUUAUAUUCUUGCAGACAGGAUGGAAGAUUUGACAAACCCAGAAGAUAUCCGAACAAAUAGCAAGUGUGACCGAAAGGUGUCUCUUUAUGGUUAUUUAAGAGGAGCACAUUUGAAAAAUAAAAGCCAAAUUCACAUGCCAGGUGUAGGAGAUUUUGCUGUGAGUGACGUCAGUUUCCUCCCAGACCCCUGUGCGCGUCCUGAACAACAAAAGAAGCGCUGUUUAAAUGAGAAAGAAAAGUUGGUGUAUGCACCUCUGUCUGGAGUUGGUGGUGUGCUGUAUGACAAAGAUGCUGUCUACGUCGACCUUGGGGGCAGCCACGGCUUCCAGGAAUCGGAGGAGGUGAGGCCCACCCAUGAACUGGUCCAGAGUCUCAUUUCCACCCAUUCCACUAUUGAUGCCAAGAUGGCUUCAAGUAGAGUGACACUUUUUUCUGAUUCCAAACCGCUGGGGUCAGAGGAUAUAGAUAAUCAAGGGCUGUUGAUGCCAAAAGAGGAAAAGCAGGUGGAUUUGAAAACUGGGCGAGUGCGUCGGAAAGCCGUUUUUGGAGAUGAAGAAGAUGAGUCUGGAGACAGUGAUGAUGAAGAUGAUGAAGAAAUGUCUGAAGGUGACAGGUUGGAAAAUAGCUCUAGUGAUGAGACAGAAGAGGAGGAAGAUGCUGAAAUGACUGAUAAACAGUAUAUGUCUGGUAAAGGUAUCAAACGGCAAAAACUUGAGCUAGAAGAGGAUGUGGAGGUGGAUUUGCCAGCGUUUGCCGAUAGUGAUGAUGACCUUGAGAGGAGCUCAGUGGAAGAAGAAGCAGAGGAAGCCGAUGAAAGCAGUGAGGAAGAGGACUCCACUGCAGAGGAAGAGAGGGGUAUUUUACAAUCUAAGGCUGUCAGAGAAGGCACUAAGCGAGGACCAUUACAAACUAAUGGUGUGAGUGAUAGUUUGCAUCUGGAGAAGUCUUUGACAGUGAAAAAGGCAGCCCUCACCACUUCAGAUUCAGGCCAUUGCACAGCUGAAGAGGCAUUUGCAUCCGAAGAUGAAUCUGAAGAAAACUCCUCUGUCAGUACAGAGGAGGAGGAGGGUUCAGAAAAUGAAAAGGUUAUUAGGAAAAAGUUCCCACGGCCUUCUCAGGUGGUCAGUAGUCAGAAACUGGGGUCAGAGAACUUAACCGAAGAGACCAGUGAUAUAGAAGACUUACUCAAAGAGGAAGAAGAUUACAAGGAAGAAAAUAACUAUUCCACAGAAACUUCAGGUGCCCUCAAGUGGAAGGAAGACCUGUCCAGGAAGGCAGCUGAGGCCUUUCUGAGGCAGCAGCAAACAGCUCCAAAUCUUCGAAAGCUUAUUUAUGGGACAGUGACAGAGGAUAAUGAAGAAGAAGAAGAUGGUGAUACCAGGGAAGAGCUUGGAGGGUUGUUUCGUGUCAGCCAGCCUGCCAGAGAGUGUAAGCACAAGGCUGACUCUUUGGAUUGCUCCAGAUUUCACGUGGAGGCGCCCCAUGACUGGGAUUUAGAGGAGGUUAUGAACAGUAUCAGAGAUUGCUUCGUGACUGGGAAGUGGGAAGAGGAUAAAGAUGCAGCCAAGAUAUUAGCAGAAGAUGAGGAGCUCUAUGGCGACUUUGAAGACCUGGAAACAGGGGACGUGCACAAGGGAAAAUCAGGCCCGGAUACCCAGACUGAUGACACAGAGGAAGAAGUUAAAGAAGAAAUUGACCCCAGCGCAGAGGAAAGUGCCAAGAAAAAGCAUUUGGAUAAAAAGAGAAAAUUGAAAGAGAUGUUUGAUGCAGAAUAUGAUGAAGGAGAAAGCACAUACUUCGAUGAUCUUAAAGGAGAAAUGCAGAAACAAGCACAGCUUAACCGGGCAGAAUUCGAAGAUCAAGAUGACGAAGCCAGAGUUCAGUAUGAAGGUUUUCGACCUGGGAUGUAUGUCCGAAUUGAGAUAGAGAAUGUCCCCUGUGAAUUCGUGCUUAACUUUGACCCCCAUUACCCAAUUAUUUUGGGUGGUUUGGGCAAUAGUGAGGGCAAUAUUGGAUAUGUACAGAUGCGUCUGAAGAAACAUCGUUGGUAUAAGAAAAUCCUCAAAUCUCGAGAUCCAAUCAUUUUUUCUGUAGGCUGGAGGAGGUUUCAGACCAUACCACUUUAUUAUAUUGAAGACCACAAUGGAAGACAAAGGCUUCUAAAAUAUACCCCACAGCACAUGCAUUGUGGAGCAACCUUUUGGGGUCCUAUCACUCCACAGGGUACUGGGUUCUUGGCAAUACAGUCUGUCAGUGGCAUGAUGCCUGAUUUCCGGAUAGCUGCCACAGGAGUUGUUCUUGAUCUGGAUAAAUCUAUAAAAAUUGUGAAGAAAUUAAAGCUAACUGGUUUUCCAUAUAAAAUUUUCAAGAACACUUCAUUCAUUAAGGGAAUGUUUAAUUCUGCCUUGGAAGUGGCCAAGUUUGAAGGCGCCGUGAUUCGAACUGUCAGUGGAAUAAGGGGACAGAUCAAGAAGGCUCUCCGGACUCCAGAAGGAGCUUUCCGGGCCACCUUUGAAGAUAAAUUGCUGAUGAGUGAUAUCGUCUUCAUGAGAACUUGGUAUCCUGUCUCCGUUCCAGCCUUCUAUAACCCAGUCACAUCUUUGUUGAAACCAAUUGGUGAGAAAGAUACCUGGUCAGGAAUGCGGACAACUGGUCAACUCCGGCUCGCCCAUGGCAUCAAACUGAAGCCCAACAAGGAUUCUCUGUAUAAGCCAAUCAUGAGGCAAAAGAAACAUUUUAAUUCACUCCACAUUCCGAAAGCCUUGCAGAAGGCCCUGCCUUUUAAGAACAAGCCCAAAACCCAAGGAAAGGCAGGCAAGAUUCCGAAGGACAGACGGAGACCAGCCGUCAUACGGGAGCCUCAUGAAAGGAAGAUCCUUGCGUUGCUGGAUGCUCUGAGUACAGUGCACAGUCAGAAGAUGAAGAAAGCCAAGGAGCAACAGCAUCUACAGAACAAAGAACACUUCAAAAUGAAGCAGAAGGAGGAAGAGGAGAAACUGAAGCGACAGAAGGACCUCAGGAAGAAGGUCUUCCGAAUUCAGGGUCAGAAAGAAAGAAGAAAUCAGAAGUCCAGCCUGAAGGGGCCCAAGGAGCAGUUGAAGUGAGCUCCAGACAGACAGGCUAGUUUGAAUCUGCACUGAUGAAUGGUUUCAUAUAUUGUAGUACUUGUAAAUAACAAGUCAGGGGGUUGGAGCCUAAAAACGACCUCUUUGUUGGGUAUAACGCCCAGACUGUGCCUUUGAGAGGAGAAAUGGCAGGACGCCUGUUCAUUCUCAACAUCUAGGUUAUGUCAACAUAAAGCAAUAUAAUUUAUGGUUCUCUAGAUCCUCUCACAUUCCUCUUACCUGUCUUAGUUUAAUCUUGUGCUACAAAAAUAUCAUUAAAAUAUUUUCUUGUUAAUUUUGGCUUAGUAGUUUUCAUUAGGGAUGAAUGCUUGAUAAUUGUUUAUUCUGCCGCCUUCCUGAUGAGUCUUCCAGAAGGGAAAAAAUAUUAACUUGAAUCCUCAGCUUUAAGGUAAAAUUUUAGAGAAAGAUAUAUAGUUAUUUUUGUUUUUUUGUCUGUCAUAUGUUAUAUUCUCUGAUCAUUGACCCUCAUGGGCAUUGGCCAUCUUAUUUCACAUGUUUUGCAUGACAGUGUAACAGCUAGAACAGUAAGCACUGUUUUAAUGUUUUAGACCGGGGAUGACGUCUGUGGAGGCAGGAAUGCUGCCUGAAGCUCAGGUCGAUACACUGUCUGGGCCUAAAAUGCACUCGUGAUAGACAUCAGCACCUACCUGGGAGUGGCUGGAAUCAUCUAGGAAGGGAUCAAGAUGAAAUACAGCCAGGUCUUAGUCCAGCAUUCUUUCCCAUAGUUCAGUAUCUUCAUGUUCCUCAAAGAAGAUCACUGAGUGCAACCCACAUAUGCCGACCAGCACCCGAGAAGCUCAAGUGAUCCUGCUGAGAUGUUCACUUGACUAAAAGCCGAGCAGGUCCAGCUAAGCAAGGCUGUGCACAGAAACCAAAUAUGUGACAUGAACAGAGAGGGCAACUUGUCUUUCCCAAUGCCUUAGACUACCACGCGCAGACUUGACUACCCCGGUGCUAAGUGCAAGGAGGGUCUGGGCUCAUUGUGGCGUAACUCUGGGCAAGCUCCUGAGCAUCUUUUGAGGUUCAGCUUUCUUAUCUGUAAUACGGGGACUGAUAGACCAGUCUUGCAGUUUGUGAGGAUUUAAUGAGGCUAAAUGCAAUGUGACUGGUACAGAACAGAUUUUUAAAUUUUUUUAUUUCCCUUUCUGGUCCCAUUUUGAAAAGUUGUAUGAGUCUGAAUCUUAACAUUUAUAUAGACUUUAACACAUACCUGAAUAUUCAAGUAACCACCACCACCGUCAAGAUACUCAACAGUCCCGUCUCUCCAGAGCAUUCCCUCAUGCUAUGUAGCCCAAGCCUUCCCCUCCCCCAAGCCCCACUAACUACUGUCAUGUUGAUUUCAUCGCCACAGCUUUGUCAUUUCAAGAAUGUCAUGUAAGUAGAACAGUACAGCAUGUAAUCUUUUGAAACUGGCAUCAUGUCUUUGAGAUUUCAUCCCAAUUGUCCUCUGUGUCAGUGAUGUGUCUCUUUUGAUUGCUAAAUAGUAACCAGCUGUACAGAGAGACCACAGUUGAUUAUCCAUUCACCAAUGGACUGGCAUUAUGGUUGUUUCCAGUUUUUGGCAAUUAUGAAUAUAACUGCAAUAAACAUCUGUGUAGAGGUC